Molecule: messenger RNA, 2088 nt
Organism: Lasiodiplodia theobromae
Lineage: Eukaryota; Fungi; Ascomycota; Dothideomycetes; Botryosphaeriales; Botryosphaeriaceae
Exons: 2
Coding region: 1-2088 (695 amino acids)
Source: RefSeq, a predicted model, not a curated record
AUGGCGUGCUCCUCCGAGAGCUACCCCUCCAUCCAGCAGCCCACCACCUCCGCCGAACACCACCCCGCCAUGGACCUGCAAUUCACGACCCCCACCAUGCCGCAGUCCACCUUCCCCUGGAGCUCGCCGGGUGAGCCCGAAGUCUAUACACUUCCCCACACCCCCAUGACUAAUCCCUCGGAAGACCCCUUUGCCAUGUGCACUGCUCCUUCUGCGCCGCCGGCUUCAGCUGCUGCGUCGUCACGUCGCCGCACCAGCAGCCGCACCUCGUCGCGCUCACCCACCAGCGACGACGCCGGAAACAGCUUCAAGUUUGUUACCGCAACCCGUCCCGAGGAGUUCAAGGAUCCGGAAUUGAUGCGUACCGUGCGUUCGCAUGUCAUGUUUGGCGUGGUCGAGGGACGCCAGCGCGUCCCGCCCCGAGCCAAGAAGCCGGCAGCUGCCCCUGCCCCAGGUGCUUCGACGCGUGGAGAGAGCAGCAGCACUGUCACCACUGCUCAGAAGAGGACGCCGACCCUGAGGAGGUCCGAUUCCGCCGCCGACGCUAAUCCGGUCAACCCGCAAUUCAUGGGGAGGGAGGAGGCCCUGGAUAUUUUCCAGAGAUAUCGUGUCCCAAGAUCAUCAGCCUCUUUGCCCGGUAGCACGCCGCACAGCGACCAAGGCACCGAUGUCGACAGCCCGGAAUCUCAACGGUCGAGCCUGGUGAAGAGACCGAAGAGGAGCUUCGUCGACACUCCUCCAACAACCACUCCCAUCGAGCAGCAGCUGCCCGAACAGAUACUUGUCCAGCCGCCCCAAGGCGGAAGCCAGUGGAUAAAUCCGCUUUUUCAUUCCGCCUUCCAGGUCAUGGGACCGUUUGAGGCCUUUGCGCCGGCUCCCUCCAAUCCGUUCUCUUCUCACGACCCCUUUCUGGCUCUUCCACAGCCAAACUCUAACAUCAAUAUGCCAGCAGUGAAAUACUACUGCCAUCUCUAUUUCGGCACGCGAGGGAUGGCGCGUGCAUGGCUACCGCAGAUGAUCCAAUCGCGCGAAUCGUUCCUCAGUACUCUUGCCAUUGCCACCAGUCAUCAGGAUGCUAUGGCAGGCAAACUUGCGCCCACUACCCUCACCACCAUGGUCCAGACGGAAGUGGCCCACCUUCUGAGAGAAGCCUUCAACGAGCGCUGGUACAGAAUCAAGGAUACCACCAUCAUGACCGUGGUUCAGCUCCUCUGCUCUGAGCUUGUUAACUCUAGUGCUGACCGCCUUGUCUUUCACGAAACCGGCCUGCGUCAGCUUAUCUCCGAGCGUGGCGGCCUGAACCGCCUCGGCCUCCAGGGGGAGCUGGCGGCGGUCGCGACGGCGAUGAUAUACUCAUCAGCCAUCUUUCGCGAGGGAUCGCCUGAUUCAAUGUUCUCAGAGUACGCCAACACGGUUCGCCCUUCAGUCUAUAGCGACAGGCAGAUCGUCCCCGAGUCGCCGCUGUUCUGCCCGCGCAAGCGCUUCUCGACGUUGGAGCGCAGCCGACGGUGCGACAGGCGCACGCUGGAGCUCAUCAGCAAGAUGAAGGAGCUCGUCGACUUGGUCGACAGCCCGCUCGAGCAGAGCAGCUGGGACACGGAGUCGUACAAGCGCGAGAUCCUCAACUACAUGCGCGGCCUGCCGCCGGCGGAGAUGCUGCCCGAGCCGUCAACCGACAUCGAAAGAAAGGCGCACUGGCGCUACGAGGCAUGCCGACUCACGGCCAUCCUGCACGCCGAGAGCCUGGUUCACCGCCGUCCGCUGUCUUCGCUGCCGUUGGAAGCCAAGUCCACCACCCCGGCUUCGGAGCGCUCGGUGGGAGAGGUGCCCGACGCGGUGUCGUUGGAGAGGCUGGUCGAGGCGGUCAAGAGGAGCGAUUGCGGGUUCUCGGAGUGUUGGGGCGACAUGACGGGUUUGCUGUACUGGAUCACGCUCGUGGGCGGCGCGGCGGCCCGGGAUGAGGCGCCGCAGCGCAGGUGGUUGACGGCGUUGAAUGUGAGGUGCGCGAUUGUGUUGGCGUUUGAGCAUCGCAGCGCGGUGGUUGUGAGCUUGAGGAAGAUGCACAGGAGUAUGGUCGCUAGGUUUUGA